Juglans microcarpa x Juglans regia is the source of this 981-nucleotide messenger RNA. RefSeq lists its product as uncharacterized. NCBI's taxonomy places the organism in Eukaryota, Viridiplantae, Streptophyta, Magnoliopsida, Fagales, Juglandaceae. Bases 230 to 832 code for a protein of 200 amino acids. The record is from RefSeq and is a predicted model, not a curated record. The transcript is spliced from 2 exons.
CUUCUAAUCUUCAUCCAUGACCUCCAUAUAAACAACCAAUCCCAUCUCCCUUAUAUAUUCCCCAUAUGGAUUGAGCUAAAAGGUAAAGUGAAAAACAAGAACUCAUCAUGCAGUUCGACAAACAGAUUUCUCACCCGGUCCAUCCACAGCACAAGCUAAAGCUUGAAUACACGGAGACCCCAUUCAACUGUAACGGGUGCAAAGAAGCUGGCAUCGGCUUCCAAUACAAAUGCUUGCAAUGCGAGUUUCACCUGCACAAGUCAUGCGCUUUGGCACCUUCCACCAUUUAUCAUUCUUUUUACAAGAAAUGCGAGUUCCAAUUUCACCAUGCUCCCCCGGUCCAGCUCUGAGAAGAUGUGACGCAUGUGGGAAAAAUGUUCUGGGUUUUGUGUAUAACUGCAAGAGUUGUGGUUUCGAUCUGCAUCCUUGUUGCGCUAAUCUGCCACAGGUACUCGACGAUGGGGAGCAGAACCUUUACCUGUGUUUCAAGCUCUCCAGCCCAUGUCAUCACUGUGGGGGAAAGGGAUCCGGUUGGUCGUACAGAUCUCAGUGCAAGACGUAUAAUCUUCACGUCUCGUGUGUGAAGGAGUUGCUUGUGGAAAGCUGGCAGGCAAUCUAUCUUAAUGUCGACAAAAACAAGGUCAGGGAGAUGCAGACUAGGAUUCCCAGCCUUAAGGGAACACUGGGAAACAAUCAUGGGCAAAGAGGAAAAGGCAAUAUCAGAAAGUGUUGUCAGAUUGCUGGAGGAGCUGUUAGCGCUAUUGUCUCAGCCAUCCUAGGUGAUCCUACACCUAUAAUAGCUGCAGUGGUCGGGGGUUUCAUAUCCAAGUGAAAUAUCAUCGUCAUCCUGUCUAUUAUGCAUCAUCAUCAUCAUCAUCCUGUCUAUUAUGCAUGUAAUAUUGUAAUAUAGUCUAUUACAUGUUAAGUCAAAGUACAUACAAUAUUAUAUAUAUAGCUUUGCUACUCAUCAUCUCUAUACAU